Messenger RNA from Solea senegalensis (Senegalese sole), 13665 nucleotides. It is a transcript of the gene bsna, whose product is annotated as bassoon presynaptic cytomatrix protein a. Gene Ontology annotation, molecular function: structural constituent of presynaptic active zone; metal ion binding. Gene Ontology annotation, biological process: protein localization to synapse; presynaptic active zone assembly. Bases 7 to 12705 code for a protein of 4232 amino acids. Gene Ontology annotation, cellular component: axon; glutamatergic synapse; GABA-ergic synapse. The transcript has 15 exons. The record is from RefSeq and is a predicted model, not a curated record. NCBI's taxonomy places the organism in Eukaryota, Metazoa, Chordata, Actinopteri, Pleuronectiformes, Soleidae.
GCCGGAAUGGGAAGUGGAGGAAUGGGGGGAAUGGGAGGAGGAGGAAUAGGAGCAGGUAUGGGUACAGGUGGAGGAAUAGGGUCCAGAGCUGGCGAGCCUUACCGCCUGGCAACUCAUGAGACUCCGACUCCUCCCCGACAUAUGCAGUCCAGCCAGGGCUCUGGUCUCGGUACGGGUCACGGCCGUACUGGGUCCAGUAUGGGAGGCCAUGAAAGUCCUGGCCAGCAUGCAUCUCGUAGAAACCUCCAAGUCGACUUCAGUGGCUCCAGGACAGGCAGAUCUCCAUCGGCUUCUCCUGACCGCAGCAUGACGCCCACCUCACCUUACUCGGUGCCCCAGAUUGCUCCCAUGCCAAGCAGCAAACUGUGUCCAGUGUGCACCACCACAGAGCUGUCCAACCCACCGGCUGUACCCAACUACAACACCUGCACCCAGUGUAAGGCCACUGUCUGUAACCAGUGUGGAUUCAACCCCAACCCACACCUCACUGAGGUCCAGGAGUGGUUGUGUCUGAACUGUCAGAUGCAAAGAGCUCUUGGCAUUGAUAUGACCACGCCUCGCUCUAAGAGCCAACAGCAGAUUCACUCUCCCUCCCACCAGGCCAAACCCAUCGUCCAGCCGCAGCAGCCCACACUUCAGCCAACGCAGUCGGCAGCAGCAGCAGCAGCACAGCCAAAACCUCUAGUACAGAGUCAGUCCACGCACCGUCAGCAGCAGCAGCAGCAGCAACAGCAGCAGCAGCAGCAGCAGCAGCAGCGGCAGCCUUCGUCUCAGCCCUACAGCCAGACACAGGCCUAUUCCCAGGCCCAGCCAUACUCUCAGUCCCAGCAGUAUCCCCAAUCUCAGUCUCAGACCUACCCAUCAUCCCAGCCGGGACUGCAGACUCAGCCUCAGGCCUCCCCAGGCUUACAGAGACACCCAGGCCCUGGCGGCCCCCAGACACAGAUAGGGCCCUCUCAGCAGGGCAUGAGGUCUGACCCACUACCCCACAGGGGUCCUGGAGCAACAGGAUCUGGUCCCAGAGGAGGCCCCAGUCAGCCUGGAGGUCCACGGAUUCCCCACCCUGGGGCUGUUCCUCUUCCUGGUCUGGCCAAAGCGCCCUCUCAGCCCGAUUUGGGUCGGGGUUCCCCAAUGCACCAGCCAAUGGCUCGGCACCAUGACCAUACCAGAAGUGCCGGCUCCUCGCCAGCCCACAGACCUCAGAGUCAAGGGCCACCUCCUGCCCAGGAUGGCCUGACCAAACUCUUUGGCUUCGGAGCAUCGCUGCUCAAUCAGGCUAGUACACUAAUCAGUGUUGACCCUCUGCCCACCGCCUCCACCCAGCCAAGCCCUGCACGAGGGAAGGUGGUGUUCAGCAAUGCAACUACUGACAUCAGGCAGCAGCCACAACAAGGAACUGCUGCACCCAAACCAUUUGGCAUGGGUGGCCCUCAUGCUCCAACUCAAAUGGGAGGCCCUCAUGCUCCCACACAAAUGGGAGGCCCUCAUGCUCCCACACAAAUGGGAGGCUCUCAUGCUCCAACUCAAAUGGGAGGCCCUCAUGGUCCAACUCAAAUGGGAGGCCCUCAUGCUCCCACACAAAUGGGAGGUCCCCAAAUGGGCGGGCUUCAUGCUCCAACUCAGAAGCAGCAACAUCAGAACAUUCCCCAUCAACAAGGUAUGACGCAACAGCAAUUACCUGUCCAUCAUCAAAAAGGGCAGCAAGGACAUCCUCAACCACACGGACAACAACAGCAGCAAACACCUGCUCAUCUGCAGAAAGUGACACAGAGGCAGGAGCCUGUGGCAGCCCCUGUACCCGCUCCAGAACCUGUGAAGCCUAAAGUGAACUGCCCGCUUUGCAAAACGGAGCUGAACAUCAACAGCCCUGACCCACCCAACUACAACACCUGUACGCAGUGUCAAAGCCAAGUGUGUAACCUGUGUGGCUUCAACCCCACGCCACAUCUGGUCGAGAAAAAGGAGUGGUUAUGUCUGAACUGCCAGACCCAGCGGCUGAUGUCUGGAGGACCCCUUGAGGAACCUCCUCUACCCGUUCCUCAUCCCUCUCCAAAGCACCAGCCAAUGGGCUCACCUCGUCACCAGGUGCCGACGAGCCAGCAAAGCCCUCUCCACAAACCCACCAAUCAGCAGGGGUCCAAGCCGAGCCAGGCCCAGAAACCACAGGCUGGAACAGGCAGUAGUGGACCGUUUGCACCCGCUGCUGCCAAACAACCGACUGACACCAAGACCGUGACUCCAGCUACAGCAACUAUAACAACCAUGGACUCCCAGAAACCAAAGUCCUCAGAGACAAAGCUAAAGACCGAGUCUGAGACCCAGCCUCCCAAAGAGAGCAAACCCUUGCAGAAGAAAGAGCCAAUUACCCCAAUCAAGGAAAUUAAGAAGUCCCGGCACUAUGAUGAUACUAAAAGCAACAGUACCCAUGACUUGUCACGCAGCCCCCAGAGCCUCAGUGACACUGGCUACUCCUCUGAUGGCAUCUCCAGCUCCCACAGCGAAAUUACAGGUCUAAUCCAAGAGGAGGAGAUGAAGCUAAGCGAGCGGGGAAUCAGUGGACGGGGCUCCCCUCCAAGUCCCUCUGAAAUUACCAAGCUAGAAAGUUCCAUGAGGCCACUGCUGGAGAAGAGUCUCUCUGAAGACAAGGCAGAUAGGAGAGGAAGAAAGCACCGAGACAGAGAUUUAGAUGAUAGAGGGAAGCAGCGUCCACGCUCCCUGUCAAUCCCUCCAGACGCGUACGACUCUGAUGAGGAAUUAGAGGACAUAAUGGAAGAAGAAGAAGAUGGAGGAGACUGGGAAGGUAAACGGAAGGAAGGAAAGGAUGACAAGAAGGACAAGAAAAAGAAGGACAAAGAGGCUGAGCCCACAGAAAUGACAGAUGAGGAAUUCAUGAGGAGACAAAUAAUGGAGAUGAGUGCCGAUGAAGAAAAUGAAGAGGAGGAAGAGAUGGAGGAAGAGGAGGAUGAGGAAGAUGAAGGAUAUGGCUACCACAAACCCAAGAAAAGCCACCACAAGCACAUCAUCUCUGACUCAGGAAAGGAGAAGAGACGCCUUCAGCACCACUCCAGCAGUUUUGAAGAGGAAACCAAGAGCACCACUGAUGUUUAUAAAGGUUCAGUAGAGGAGGGUGAGGAAGAUUUGACAGCAUCACAAGGGGGCCUGAGGCGCUUCAAAACUAUCGAACUCAAUAACACUAAUAGCUAUAGCCGAGACAUGGAGCUGAGCAGUGAAAAUGAUCUGAGCCUUGAUCGGGAACCAGAGCUAGAGAUGGAGAGUCUGACAGGAUCUCCUGAGGAGCGCUCUCGAGGUGACUACUCCUCCACUCUGCCACCCACUUCAUCAUCAUAUGGUUCUGGUCAGUCUCCUACUUCCAUUUCAUCAAUGGAGGAGGAUAGUGAUAGUAGCCCAAGCAGGAGACAAAGACUAGAAGAGGCCAAGCAGCAAAGAAAAGCACGCCAUCGCUCCCAUGGCCCUCUCCUUCCCACCAUUGAAGACUCUUCAGAAGAAGAUGAACUGAGAGAGGAAGAAGAGCUUCUGAGAGAGCAGGAGAAAAUGAGAGAGGUGGAACAACAGAGAAUAAGGAGUACAGCACGGAAGACCAAGAGGGAUAAGGAAGAGCUGAGGGCUCAGAGGCGCAGAGAAAGGUCCAAGACUCCACCAAGCAAUCUUUCACCCAUUGAAGAUGCUUCUCCAACAGAGGAGCUGAGACAAGCUGCAGAAAUGGAAGAGCUUCAUCGAUCUUCUGCCUCUGAAUAUUCCCCUCAGAGUCUGGACUCAGAGGCUGAAGGAUAUGAGUCUAAACUUUACAAGUCAGGCAGUGAGUAUAAUCUGCCUACCUUUAUGUCUCUCUACUCACCAAUAGAGAAGUCAUCUAUUACGACUACUACCACAGCACCAUCAUCAACUUCCAAACCUCUCAAGAGUGCUGAAGAAGUUUAUGAGGAAAUGAUGAGAAAGGCGGAGCAGCUUCAAAAACAACAAAAACAACAGCAGCAACAGCAGCAACAACAUGGAAGGCACUAUUACGAGGAGGACAUUAAUGGACAAGCUUAUGAUGACGAGUAUGAAUAUGAACAAGAUCAAACAGGAUAUGACAACGAGGCAGCAGAGACAGAAACAGAUAUUUAUGAGGAGAUCCGACAAACAUCUCAAAACAUCACUAAGAUGCAGCAGGCCAGUGAUGAACAAGUAGAUAUUGAGAUAGAGAGCUCAUACCCAGACAAGCAGCUCCUCGAUACAGGCUCAGCCUUUGCUAAGCUGCUGGAACAAAGCAAUGCUCUUUUGACCCCAGGCACCAGCCCCACCCAGAUCUCAGCUCCUGUCUCCUUUGCUGAGACUGGAGGGCGGAUCCCUGAUGUACGUGUAACACAACAUUUCUCUGGAAAGGAUGGUCACAAAGAUAGGCUGAAAAGCCAAGCAGGAAAGAAUGGUAUUACACCCACUGUGGCUGCCACAACUAUUGCAGCUUACGGAGUUUAUGCCAGAGAUGCAGUAACUAUUUCACAGACUAGUUCAAGCCACACUAUCACGUCUACUCAGUCUGCAAUAUAUGGCCGACACACAGGCAGUCCCGCCACAUCCUCAACAACUGUUUCUAGUGUAUGCAGCAAGAUCGCAGAGAUUACUCAAGCCUACAGUCAAAGAGAAGUGAUCACGCGCAGGGUGGGGGAGACCAGGGGUGUCCAAGUGCGAGACAGCUCAACAUCCUCUACUGAGAGAAUUAUUGAACCACGUUCUCCCAAAUAUACAACUUAUUACAGGAGCACCAGUCCUCCUCUUUCUCCAUCCCCACCUCCACUGCAGAGUCCCACCCGAUCACCUUCAAGAAGGGCUACAGCAGAAUUCUCUACACAGACAUUCAGUUCAGCCAUGCGAUUGGAGUCAUCUGGCUCUGGGCCUUCAUCUCCAGUGAUGGCUCAGGGAACACAAACAUCACAUCGAUCUGUUUCCCCCCGGUUGUAUAGACAGCAGUCUUCCCAGGAUGCCCCAUAUUCCCCACCUCCAAGCCCAGCUAGACCAAUGACAGUCAACACUGCUACUUCUCCUCUCUCCUCACCAACUCGAUUUAGCCGACAAUCGACUUUUGAGACCUACUCCCCAUGUGGUAGUCCUCCAGAUACACCACCUUUCCAACAUUCUCCUACACGUAGCUUCUACCACACACAAAGAAUUGAGAAGGUAAAUGUGGGAACAAGUAUGGUCACCACAGCCAGUACUUAUACCAGAGGGUCUGUGUCAAUGGAUAACAUCUCCCUCUGUCGAAUAUCCACAGUUCCUGGCACGUCACGAGUAGAACAAGGUCAUAUGAUCCAAGGUGGAAGUGUUGUGGACCUUAGAACAGCCACCAAACCGGCCCCUAUAAUCAUGACUGACCAAGGAAUGGAUCUCACCUCAUUGGCCACUGAAAGCAGGAAAUACCAUGGCGGAUCAGAGGGUAGCAGACAUUCAACAAUUGUACAGCCACUGAUCAUGAACUUGAACAGCCAAGAGACUAUGACACCAACCACUGUGAGUGUCACUGUGGCUGCUUCAAUGUUCAUGACCCAGCCUAAACAACCCACAGUCUAUGGUGAUCCUCAUCAAGCCUGGGUUGAUCUCGGCCAAGGCAUGGGUUCAGCUGUUUGUCUUUCACAGAACAUACCACAAAUUUCACCACCAAUUGACCCGUCAAUACCAAAAAUUGAUGCCAAACUGGAAGACCUCAGUGUGCAGCAGAGGGAGCUGCAGAAACAACAAGAGAAACUGCAAAAACAACAAGAGCUUCUUGAACAGCAGUUACAGCAGCACCAUCAGCAGCAACAACCACCUCCUUUGGUCAGGUUCAACAUUGCUGGCCAGGUGCCACCUUUACAUAAAAAGGACUUGCUAGUCAGCCAGACAGGCACCACCCCAGCUGUUGUCAGUGCUGUAUUACCAGCCAUUAACCCUGAGUUGUAUGGAACUGGCCCCAUUGAGCUAAAAGGGCAGCCCAGUCCUCCUGGUUUAAUGGUAGGUGGUAAAUCACCACAUAGCAUGAUCGUACAGAUGGAUGGAGGACAAGAGCAGGCCAGGGUGGUAACUCAGUUAGUAAAGGUCGAAGAAGGACAGGAUGCUCUGGAUCAACUAGGUGGCCAAAUUAAAUCUGACAACCAACCAGCUUGCUGUGAUGUUGUCUACAGAAUUCCAUUUGGUGGAAGCUGUGUUGGUGGCUCUGAGAAAGAGGGCAUAAGGCCUCCUUCUGCACCACCCCUUACCUAUGAGUCAGACCAAGAAACGCAACCUGCAAGGUACCAUGAGUAUCCAAUGGAUGGGCAGAAGGCCUACACAUUACCUUUCCCUGGUAAGCUCCAGCCUUCAAUGUCUGAUACAAACCUAGCUGAAGCAGGGCUACAGUCGUACCAUUCUAAACUAGAGCCACAAUUCCAAGUAUCAGGAGAACUUGCUGUGGAUUUAACUGCGAUGAAGCAGGGUUACGGAGGGUAUAUAGGGAUGCAGUAUGGCUCCUAUACAGAUCUGCGUCAUGGAGGAGACAUUCCAACCCAAACACUGCCUAUAAGAAGAUAUAAUUCUUUGUCAAACAUCAGUUCAGACUAUGGCUACUCAGCCCGUGACAUUGCUGGCUUCCAAGAAGCUAACUUAGCUCAGUACAGUGCUACAACUGCCAGGGAGAUCAGUCGUAUGUGUGCAGCACUCAAUUCCAUGGAUCGGUUUGGCAGUAACCCAGACUUGAUGCAAUAUAGCACAUUAGGCAGAGGAACUGGGCCUGGGUCCUCCAGACUUGCAGCAGGUCUUGGCAUAAGACAAAACCUCCUCUUUGGACUAGAUGGGAAGCCAAUCUCUCACAGUCAAGCACUAACCAACCUCAUCAAUGCCAGACAGGCCAGUCUCAGAGCCAUGUACCCUGCUGCUAUUAGGUCUUCUGAUGGAAUGAUUUACUCCACCAUUCAGACCCCAAUUGCUUCCACACUUCCCAUCACAACCCAGCCAGCAUCUGUUCUACACCCACUACUAAGAGGGGUCUAUAGGCAAUACCCUUCUGCCAAUAUGACACCUGUGCCCCUCUCCAGUCUAACCAGGCUACCUUUGAACCCUAGAAUGUCCUUAGCUGGACAACCCCCUGUCCGUUACCCAUCACCAGGUAUUCUUCAAACAACAUCAGCCACUGCCACUACUGGUGGUGCUGCAACAACUUCAGCAACAGGAAGUGCUCCUGUGUCUGUUUCCAUGACAAUAGCUAGCUCUGCAGUCCAAGACGAACCAGUUUACCUUGGUAAAGGUGCCACAGUGUCUUCCUCAUCAGGUGAAGUCACCUCAGUUGGAGGAACACUUGUCAUACCAACAGAGCCACAGCAGCAACCAAUAAACCUGUCUCAGGCACACCUGAACAAUCAACAACAACAAGUGACAAAUGCUCAGCAGUCACAACAGCCUCCUCCAGCAGCCCAUGCCUAUCCACCCUCAGGGACAUCACACGCUGUCGGCCCCUCUGGCCCUCCCAGUGGCCUGCCUGUUCCAGGGGGCCUUCCUCCGUUUCCUCCACCAGGCGCCAUACACAAGGAGGGUGAAUCUGAGGCAGAGAGGCUGCAUCGGCAGCAAGAGCAGCUUCUGCAGAUGGAGAGAGAGCGUGUGGAAUUGGAGAAACUUCGACAAAUGCGCCUGCAUGAGGAGCUGGAGCGGGAAAGGAUAGAGCUAAAGCUGCACAGGGAAAAGGAGCAGAUGCUGGUACACAAGGAGCUCCAGGAGCUGCAGACCAUCAAGGAACAGGUUUUGCAGCAACAGCAGCAAGAACGUGAGAAACAACUUGUUAUCCAGAGGGAGCAGCUGGCCCAGCAGAAGUCCCAGCUAGACCAGAUCCAGUCUUUACAACAGCAGCUCCAGCAACAGCUUGAAGAGCAAAAGAGACAGAAAACAGCUGCAGCUCAGAGCGUCCAGCUGGAUGUAAACGGACAGCCCCUGCACCCCUACGUUGACUCUCAGAUGGGCUCCCGUUCCCUUCCCAACUCCUCAUCAGAGAUGUGUCUGAGGAGCCAGGAAGAGCACAUGGAGACCAGGAGUAACAUCAGGAAGCACAGCUCUAUGACCAGGCUGAGCAGGGACAUCUUGGAUGGUGAUGGUGUGAUCUUCUACAGCUCCCCCCGCAGGAUUGUGGACAGCUGUGUGCAGACAGAUGACGAAGAUGGGGAGGAGAGGUAUAUGAUGCGUCAUCGCACCCGGAGGAGAGGUCGCAGUGUUGACUGCUCAGUCCAGACAGAUGACGAUGACGAGAAAACUGAGACAGAACACCCGGUCCGCCGAAGACGCUCACGUUUCUCUAGGCACUCUGAGUCCAAUGCCGCCAGCAACAGCACUACUGCUACAACCAGUACAGCUCCUGACACAAAAACAGACAUGUCCAAGAUGGUAUCUACCAGCAUUGCUGUACAGACCAUCAGGGAAAUGUCUUGCCAGACAGAAGUAGAGCACCUAGGGAGAGUCUCCCCAGCAAUCCAUGUGACAGUACCAGAUCCAAAUAAAGUGGAGAUUGUACACUACAUCUCUGGUCCUGAGAGAACCCAAAAAGGGCAGUCUCUUGCAUGCCAAACUGACCCAGAAGCCCAGUCACAAGGUGUUGUAGCUCCACAACUUAGUGUACCAACUACAGUCAGUCCUUAUUCUUCCUCCACGAGUAGUGGAACACAACAAUCCGGUACAUCAGACCUUCUGACCCAGCAGCGCCAGCAGCAGCACAUUGCAGCAAAUGCAGCCAAGUUUGAGCGACGUCGCCCUGACCCACUUGACAUUAACUACCAGCCUCACAACCACCUCCACAACGAGUCCAUCUCCAGCAUCAUCCGGCAGCAGCAGACAAAUCCAAAAUCUCCGCAAGUCCUCUAUUCUCCUGUCUCCCCGGUGUCCCCUCACCGCCUGCUGGAGACUUCCCUGUCUAGUGAGCGGCUGAACAAGGCCCAUGUCACACCACAGCAGAAGUCCUACACAGCUGAGUCCCCCCAGCGACACCCAUCUAUGCCCCGACCCAUCAAGAGCACCCAAAGAUCCAUGUCAGAUCCUAAGUCCCUUAGCCCAACUACAGAUGAACACACCAAAGCCAGGCUGACCCUGUAUCAACAACAAGCCCUUCAGAGCCAGCUGGCAGCCCUUCAACAGAGCUCACUGCUCCGAAAGGUCAAGCGAACUCUGCCCAGCCCUCCUCCAGAGGAGACUACUGCAUCAGCUCAUCUGCCCAUGAUGACACCUGCCCUUCAACAGGUCUAUCUGCCCUCCGUGCCCAGCCUCAAGCCCAGCUCUCGGUCUGGCCUGGCAGCUAAAGCCAGCCUCCUCAAAGACCUCACUCAUGAGCUCAAGGCUGUGGAGCAAGAGUCGACCAAGCUGAGAAAGCAGCAGGCUGAACUGGAGGAGGAAGAGAAGGAGAUUGAUGCAAAACUGAGAUACUUAGAGUUGGGAAUCCACCAAAGGAAAGAGACAUUGGUCAAGGAAAGGGAGAGGAGGGAUAUUGCCUACCUGAGGUGUAUGGGGGAUGCGAGGGACUAUAUGUCUGAUAGCGAGUUGAAUAAUCUGCGUUUAGCAGCAGCUGCUGCAUCACAUGAGACCAAUGGGCUACUGACAACAAGGCCAAGUACUGCCCCCCUCAGCCAGUUCACUGGUGAACUGAACACAGCAGCCCAGUACCCACCAACCUCAUCUUUCCUCUCUUGUCAGUACCCCCAGAGCCAACCUGCAGCACCCGCUCAACAGUCAAGUGUGCCAUACCAGUCUGCAACAUUCAACCAGCCUCCCUAUCCAACAGUGUCUCAGUCCCAGGCAUUGCCACAGCCUACACCCCUCCAAAGCCACAUCCCCCCUCCAGGACCUGCUUACCAAUCUCAAACCUCAUAUCCUUCCCACACCUACCCCCAACCUCAGCCCCCAUACCCCCAGACAGACAUGGGGCUACCAGCUGCACCUCAGCCUCAGCCAGGGCAGACAGGUUUUGGGCCUGCACCACCAGGUCAACCUCCAUACCCCACCCACAGCUCACCAUAUCCCAGUGCUGUGUCCUACCCUAGCCAGACCGCCCCAUACCCUGUGCAGCCCCAAGCCGAUAUCCUGACUGUCCAUCCUGGAAGACCGAGGCAGACCUCACUAGCCGAUCUGGAACACAAAAUGCCCACCAACUAUGAGACAAUCAGCAAUCCCACAGUUGUGGUCACAACCACAGCCCAGGAUGCUACUUAUUCCAGUGCAGCUCCUGCAUAUGGUCAGUACACUGGAACAACAACCAUGGCCAGCUCCUAUGGCCCCUAUGGCUCAGCACCAGUCUCCAGCAGCUAUGGUGGGUAUGCCACUGUGCCACCCAGCACUUAUGGACAAUAUACUUCAACUGCAGCUAGUUCAUAUGGCCAGUAUACUACAACCACUGCUAAUACUUAUGGCUACACUACCACCACAGCCAGUUCGUAUGGACAGUACACUUCUACAGUUUCCAAUGCUUAUGGGCAUUCUGUAGACAGUCCCUCAACUUACAGCACAGCAGAGGGGAUGUACGGGGCUCCUGGCUUAGAGCAAAACAUCCCAAGGAACUACAUGAUGAUCGACGAUGUAAGCGAGCUGACGGCAAAAGAUGGGCUGGGCACGACGACAGUGGACAUGAUGCAUCAUGGCAGCAGUGGGCGAUAUCCAGGUGACAUCCAUAGCCACAGCGGCACCAUUGGCAGCACAACGCGUGGGGGAAGUGGCGGCUCCUCGUAUGGCAGGGCACCCGAGGAGGAAGCAGCGAUGCAGGAAGAGCUGUACGACCACCAUGGCAGGGGUAAGAGCAGCUACAGGCACGGACCUCUAGGGGGCAGCAGCAGCAGCGUGAGCUCUAGCAUGGGUGGGGGAUCCUCCUAUUACUAUGACUAUGACUACAAACAUGGCAGCAUUCGCUCCGGGGUACAGAAACCUUCGCCAUCCUCCAGAAGCCUUAUGGCUCCUGCUGUCAUGUCCUCCAAGCGCAGCAAGCACAGAAAACUGGGGAGUAUGGAGCAAAAAAUCUCCAAGUUUUCUCCCAUUGAGGAGGCUCGGGAUGUUGAGGCAGACCUGGCCUCCUAUGCCUCCGGAACAGGUGGGACAUACUCCUCUUCCCACAUUCGAGGGCGCCAGCUGAUUGAGGAUUAUGGCUUCAAGAGGAGUGCUUUUGAUGGUGGCAGUGGCACUACUCAUGGCAGUCGAUACUGUGGUUCGAUGGUGGACGACGAUGAUCGAAUUUACUACACCUCCACUGGCCGCUCCCGUUCCACUGGCUAUGGCAUGGACAAGAUCUCAGCCAGGGACUACUCUGGUUAUCGCAGCCGAUCCUAUGAAAGGGAUGAUCGCUCCUACCGAUCCAGCUAUAGCCAGGGGCGCCACCCAACCCGACAGUACUCUGAAGAGGAGAGUCCCCUCAGUCCACUGGGGAGGUUCAUGGGUUCUGGUCGAUCAUCAAGCUUAGGUCCCAACCCAUAUGACAGUCGCAGCAGUAAAUAUCCUUGCUAUGACGGCCAGUAUGGUUCCAGCCACUCGCUGCCAGAUGUACAAGACCACAUACGGGACCUUCCCAGGACACAUGUCUACAAAUCGGAUGAUACAUACAUUAUAGACGAUUAUUAUUGUGCUGUGUCAGACAGUGAAGCCUACCACCUGGGCCAGGAAGAAACAGACUGGUUUGAGAAGCCACGCUCCAGUUCUCGACACUACGGCGGGAGCCACUCAACUGGGAGAACCCGGCACGCUGUCAAACAUACCUACCAUGACUAUGAUGAGCCUCCCGAGGAAGACCUGUGGCCCCAGGAUGAGUAUGGCCAUGGAGGGCGACACUCUUCGUCCCGUGACCACAGGCACCAUGGUAGCACUAGUCGUCACUCAACCUCGUCACGUCAUUCAGACGAACGGUCCUCAAGGUCAUCCAAGGCACACCCCAAAGACCCAUCGUUGAGACACGACCCAUCAGGAAGAUCUUCUUCCUCGGGAAGGCGUGGAGAAUCGAGGUCAGGGGGCUACCACGCUUCUGACUACUCACGGGAUCCAUCCGGACACCAUCAUGGCCAGCGCUCCUCCAGGCAGGGAGAUCCACACAGAUCCUCACGCAGCAAAUCCCAGCAGCCACUUGACAUGCAGGGCCAACCAGCAGGCUCCUCCAGAUCUGGUAGCAGCUCUUCACGAGCUCAGGGCCCAGCUGGUGGGCCCACAGGAUCAGGACGACAGGGGGGUCCUGGUUCCCAAACAGAUGGGGGACCAGGACAGAGGGCCCAGCUCCAACAACAAGCUCAGACAUCAGCUGCAAGGACAGGUCAGCCUGGCGCCUUAGCAACAUCUGGCCCUCAGCAGCAGACCCCAACCCAGGGUCAAGGCAUGGGCAUGGGCAUGGGGCAAGGCCAGCCUAAGCCAGGGCAGAUGGGACCAGCAGGUGGACCUAUGGGGCAAACCAGGCAGACGGGUCCGGUGGGAACCACACCAGUCACCAUGGCCAAGAUCGACACGCCCCCUGUGACAGCAAUUGGAGCAAAGGCAGCACCUGUCAUGGCUUCAAAAGCAGCUCAGCCCCCACUCACAGGCAUAGGCUCCAAGGCCGCACCGAGACCAGGAGGCAUUGGCAGUGCAGCAGCAGGUCAGCCGGGCAUGGAGGGAGACAACGUGUUUUCCAAGAUCCUGCCGGGAGGAGCUGCUGAGCAGGCCGGCAAACUGGGAGAAGCUAUCACCGGUUUUGGCAAGAAGUUCACCUCUUUCUUCUAAGGUGCUAAGAUUAAGAUCAUUCCAGGUCAACAUCCACCUUCAGCAGGACUGUUUCCAUUCAUCCAGCAUUCUCAGGCAAAGACUUCAAAUCAAACAGCUGCAGAGCCUCUGGAUCCACAUCGUGUAGGAGUGAAAUCCAUCCCCGCACCUUCAGUGAACAAAGAAGAGAAGCAGAGGUUUCUCUGCGCUGCUCUUUCCCCACAGAAGCAAAGACAGGGGACACUUACGUCACCAGAGACCGACACAGAUGUCACCAUCGGAGUCCAUGUACCAACGUCCAAGAGGAUUUAGCUCUAAAACCACGAUGAAGGGAAAACAGAGGGAUGAUCUUAUUCUACAACUGGAGAAUGGUAACUUAACCACAGGCAAGGUGGCGUCUGAGUGCGUCAGAAUCUUUGUGUGACAGUCCUGUGCUCAUAGAUGGAAUAACUGCAAUCAACCAGCUCCUCUCCUCUUUUCUAUCUCGUCUCAAAGUUAACAAAAAAAGUGGGAAUGGAUUUUAUUUUUUCUCUUAAAGUCCUGCAGGUUUUUCUGGUACUGAAGACCUCCUGUUACAUCACCUGACAAGAGGGAAGUGUCAUUUUUGAAUGAAUAGGACGACAGCGAUGUCGCCGACACAGACGGAGUGCGUCGGCGAGCAUUUUCUUUCCACGGUUUCUAUUUACAUUCCAGAUGGGAACUGAACCUGUUGCUCCCCCUCUUCCUCACCUCCCUGUGUUUCUUGAAUGCCGAGUCUUCUUCCUUUCUUUCUUUCUAAUCCCCCACCCGACGAUCCUCAACUUUGCCAUGUCUUUAAAAAGAAAACAGAAAAAAAAGUGUAUUGUGGAUUUAAAAAAAAACAACAACAAAAAGUAGGAAUUUGGAAUGCAUGAAACUUUAUAUCCAAGACCUUACACUGUUCAUCAUGACUUAACCAAGGCCAUAAAGACACUGGGAAAAAAAAAAAAUAAAAAAUCCAAG